This is a messenger RNA of Sphenostylis stenocarpa, 279 nucleotides long. The record is from the annotation of a GenBank genome assembly. Lineage: Eukaryota; Viridiplantae; Streptophyta; Magnoliopsida; Fabales; Fabaceae.
GUACCGUGGAAGAAGAUGGAAGGCCCAAUGUCAACCACAAGGUCCACGCCCAGGAAUCAAUGGUUACUAAAGUUGAUUCACAUUUUUUAUGGACUCAUUUAAGGGCAUUGAUGAUUCCAAGGCUUGCAAUUACUGUAUAUUCUUGCUUGAUGUCUCGAGUUGUUCGAAGUUUGCAAGACCUAAAAUGGGUCAUCAAGUGUGAUGUCCCUUGCCUUAUGUGGAUGGAUGUCAAGGGUUGUACCUGGAAGACGGCAGAGGAAGGUUACUUGAGUGAAGACG